CUGAUAAUGACUCGCAGUCGCGCUUCUGAGCUCAUCGGCGUAGCUAAAAAAGCGAGAUGCUUCCUAGGUUAUCAGCUCUCUUGUUUGCCCUGCUGCUUUUUGGCUGCGCGGACGUGCAAAGCGCCAAAAUCCUGACCAUCACGGCGAUUGCAUCGCCGAGUCACGGAAUAUGGAACCGAGCCCUUGUCGAAGCUCUCGCAGACAAAGGGCACGACGUGACGAUGCUCACUCCAUUCCCAAUGAAAAACAGAACAGGCGUUAGCUAUCAUGAUCUUGGAGGACUUUACGAAGAGGACGAUUUUAUGGAUUUUGCCAAAAUGAGCACCAAGGAAAACGUUGAAGCCUUCUGGGCCUUUGCCGACGCAAUUAAUCCAGAGCAAGCUCACUCUGAAACUGCGAAGAGAAUGUUGACCGACAAUAAUGAAAAAUAUGACCUUGUCAUUUUUGAAACUUGCAUGAGUGAAGUUUUCGCUGCAAUUCUGCCUAAAUUCAACGCACCCGUCGUCGCUAUAAAUGCUUAUGCUGAUGGAUGGUGGAAUUGGGAAUUAAUGGGUGUUGAUAACAGACCGUCCAUCUUCCCAGGACCAAUUUUCCCUUACAAGUAUCCCAUGACUUUUAUGCAGCGAGUGGCGAAUUUCUUGACAAAUUACUACGACAAAUACUGCAGGAAAAAUUAUAUCAGAGCCCAACAAGGUCUCGCAAAAACUGUUUUCGGCAAACAAGCCGCCCAAAUCGACGAGGUCGAGCAAAAUUAUGACUUUUUCUUGGUCAACAACGGACCCCCAGGAGUGGAUUUGGGAAGGGCUUUGCCACCAAAUUUCAAAGAAGUUGGAUGUUUGCAGUGCCGACCUGCCGACCCGAGCAAACUGCAAAAGGAAGUUAAAGAAUUUUUGGAUGGUGCCACAGAGGGUUUCAUUUUCUUCAGUCUUGGUUCAAAUGUUAAAAGUAGUUCACUGCCAGACGAGAUGAAAAAGGGAAUAUUGGAGGUGUUUGGCUCUCUGAAAUUGAGGGUUUUGUGGAAAUUUGAAGUUGACGAUUUGCCUGGCAAACCAAAAAACGUCAUGAUCAACAAGUGGCUCUCACAACAAGAUGUCCUAGGCCACAAAAAUAUUAAGAUUUUCAUCACUCACGGUGGCCGCCUGAGCACACAAGAGGCUAAUUACCACGGCGUGCCUCUGGUGGUGGUGCCCGUUUUUGCCGAUCAGCAUAAAAACGGAGAACACGCAGUAACCACGGGCGUUGGUGUGAAACUGGAAUUUCUGAAAUUUGAGAAAGGGAAAUUUGCGAAGUGCAUUCAAGAAGUGCUGAAAAAUCCUGUAUAUUUGAAAAACGCCCAAAAAUAUUCGGCAAUCGCCCGCGACACAAUGCACACGCCGUUGGAGGAAGCGGUCUUUUGGGUCGAGUACGUUAUUCGCCACAAAGGGGCCAAACACCUUCGGCCCGCCGGCCAACACCUUAACUGGAUCCAACUGCAUUCAAUUGAUGUUAUCGCAUUUUUACUGCUGCCAGUUGUUUUUGUACUUUUUGUUUUAAAAAAGUUGAUUGGCUCCUUCUCAAAGAAGGAUAAAGUAAAGAGGAGUUAAUUCCUUUCUAAUGUUCCUAAAAUCUCAAUAAAAACGUACAUAUUUAAACUUUUUUUAUUAUUAUUUUUUUUUUUAACAGAGGAAUUUUAUCGAAAUAAUUAAAGUAAAAACUAAAAUGAAAAGAAAAAUAUAAUUUUCGUAUAAAAUAAAAUAAUAAUUAUCUAGA
Neocloeon triangulifer is the source of this 1749-nucleotide messenger RNA. RefSeq names its product UDP-glucosyltransferase 2-like. Lineage: Eukaryota; Metazoa; Arthropoda; Insecta; Ephemeroptera; Baetidae. The record is from RefSeq and is a predicted model, not a curated record. Gene Ontology annotation, molecular function: UDP-glycosyltransferase activity. The transcript is spliced from 6 exons. The coding region runs from base 57 to 1583 and encodes 508 amino acids.